Messenger RNA from Mya arenaria, 1155 nucleotides. Its product is annotated as guanylate-binding protein 1-like. The transcript is spliced from 4 exons. Gene Ontology annotation, molecular function: GTP binding; GTPase activity. The coding region runs from base 1 to 1155 and encodes 384 amino acids. The record is from RefSeq and is a predicted model, not a curated record. NCBI's taxonomy places the organism in Eukaryota, Metazoa, Mollusca, Bivalvia, Myida, Myidae.
AUGCAUUGCUGGAUGUUAAUAUUUUACAGAUUUCUGAAUGUGAUUCAAUCUAACGUGUCAGUUGCAAGAAGUGCAAGUGAACACGACAGUAUUCUUGAUUUCUUCUUUCCAAAUUUCGCUCUAGUUUUACGAGAUUUCAAUUUAACAUCUGAUACAUCUUAUGAUGAACACCUUGAACAACUGCUGGUUUACAAGACUGGGAAAUCUGACAGUGUCAAGGAGUACAACGAACCAAGGCGACUUAUUAAACGAUAUUUCAAGAAAAGGAAAUGCAUUGCACUCCCUAUUCAAUGCACAAAGCCCGAAAAACUAAAAUCAAUGCCGGAUAAUGAGAUUGACCAAGAGUUUUUGCAACGGGUAAACGACUUGCACAAAUACCUAUGUGACUGUAGCCCGUUGAAACUCAAAUCAGGCAAGCCCAUAAACGGCAGAAAUUUCUUUCAGGAAUGUUUUGAAAAUCAAUUGAAACGUUUCAAGUCAAUCGUAGAGAGAGACUCCCUUGAGAGAUGCAGAAGGUCUCUAGAAAAGCUCGACAAAAAAAUUCAACUGAAAAUCAGAGAGAAGAAGUAUGCUCAUGUGGACGGCUACAGCGAAUACAUAGCAGACAUCAACACUCUUACUGAUGAAUUUACAAAGCAAGAACUUUACCUUGGAUCAAAGACUAGAGCCGCUUUGCAGGGAUAUAUGGAUGGAAAGGUCGAAGAACAACUUGUCUACAAAAUGGUUAAGGAAAAAAAUGAACAUCAGUUACAUCGCCUUUCAUCUGGAUCAGUUGUUUUGCCAAUGGAGUUUGCAGAUGUUACAAAAGGAGAACAAUCAAGUAAAAAGAAGGCACUUGAGUCAUUUAAAAAAGAUGAAAAGGAUGGGCUGAUGAGUCUUGGAUCUGAAAUCAUUGAGAAUCUGGAAAUGAAGUUACAAGAAAUGGAGCAGGCUAAGACCGAGUUAUCAGAAGACGACACAUACUAUAAGCAACUUGUAGCAGAGUUUGACGCCUGGAAUAAUAUCUACAAACAGGCGAAACUCACGAAGGGUCCGACGAUUCCGAAGCCAAUCCCAAAGCCAAAACCGGUCAUGCCGAUCAUGCAAGGAAACGGUGAACAACGAAAUACCCCAAAAGGAAAGGAACAAAAACCACCAAAAUGUCCAAUACUUUAA